Funneliformis geosporum is the source of this 2958-nucleotide messenger RNA. NCBI's taxonomy places the organism in Eukaryota, Fungi, Glomeromycota, Glomeromycetes, Glomerales, Glomeraceae. The record is from the annotation of a GenBank genome assembly.
AUGGGUAAAGUAACCGUUGGUGGACAUUGGUUAGUCGAAGAAAAAAUCGGCGAGGGAUCUUUCGGCGAGGUCUUUCGAGCCGUUCACAUAAAAACAAAUGAACAAUAUGCUAUUAAACGAGAACUUGUAGACGAAGAUCAUCCACAAUUGCCACAGGAAGCCGAAUUUUUAAGAAGAUUAGCAGGUCCAAGUUAUAUACCGAAAGUAUAUUGGUUUGGGCAGGAGCAAUUAUAUAAUGCGUUAGUCAUGGAUUUGCUUGGUCCCAACAUCAGAUUAGUACGCCAAGCAUAUGGUAAACUACCAAUCCCUUUUGUUAGUAAAAUAUCUAUACAAAUGGUGGAUAUCUUAGAACACGUACAUAGUCGAGGAAUAGUAUAUCGAGAUGUAAAACCUGAUAAUUUCCUUCUCGAACGGGAUUUCGCAAUUUCAAUAAAGGAACUCGAGAAAUGGAAUUCUGAAAAGGACUCGCCCAAGCUAAUUGAGGACAAACAUCCCCUUCUUUAUAGUCCACACAAGAUCAGCCUUGUUGAUUUCGGUUUAUCCACGUUCUAUAUCGACCAAAGGACAGGGAGGCACGUUCCAAAGAAGCAUCCCCCGACAAAAUAUAAGACGGGAACUGCUCGUUAUGCCGCAAUGGGUGUUCAUCGUGGGCUUCCACAUGCGCGUCGUGACGACUUGGAAUCACUUGGAUAUGUUAUUUUGGAGUUGCUUCAAGGCACACUUCCUUGGGCAGGUGUAACAGCCCGCAACGCGGUAGAAGGCUGGUCCAAGAUGUUAAAGAUGAAAGAGAGCAAACCUUUGGAAGAAUUAUUUGAAGGAGUACCGUCAGGAUUUAUGAAAUUUCUUCAAUAUGCACGAAGUCUGGACUUUGAUCAGAAACCGGAUUACGCAUAUGCGCGUAAUUUACUUGCUGCAACAUGCCGAAACGGAUACGAUUCUGAACUAGUAUCUCUUGAAUUCGAAGAUUAUUCAUCGGCUCGUCCAAUGUCCCCAGCUCCUUUGACUCCAGCAAAUGAGUCGAGCUUUUGGAGUGACGAUAACGCAUUUCGUGAUUUUGAUGGUGGCUUCCAUUCUGAUGAAUGGAUUAAUCAUAAUGACGACAGUGCAUUAAAGGCAGUGGUCUCUGCGUGGGGUGAUGGAAAUGUAAAGGUUCCUUGGUUGGAAGAUAGUUAUCCAACAAGAAAUAAUUGCCAUCCUCGUUAUAAUGAUGAACUUUAUAACCAAGACGUAAUUCGUACUCGAUCACUAAACACAAAACAAACUCGUGAAUGGCGAGAAUUGCAAAGUAGGCGACCAUCGACUCCUUCUCCGUUAUCCAUAUCCAUUCCACCAAGACCUAAUUCGUCAACGAAUUCUCCUCGUGGGGUGACAUCUCCUAAUAAUAAAUUUGAGCAUAUGCAACAUUAUCCGGGCGUCGAUGAAAACAUACCAUUAGGACCAAGGCGAAGCAUACCUAACAUUCGGAACACGAACUCCCUUGCAACAAAGUUCCUUAAGCGAAGUGUUCCUAAUCUUCGCGAUCAAGCUCAUUAUAACAUUGUCACUCAACCGUCAUCGACAAUCAAGAGGACCAUGGCACAUAUGCAAGAAACACUACCAACAGUAACAACUCAAGGUAGAAAAGGAACUCUUAAUAACAACUCCACCUCCCCUCCUCGGUGUUAUUCGUUUAAGGAUAAUACGCAUAAUUCAACUAGUCCGCCUCGAGAAGAAAUUAGUAAUACGACGAAUGGUAACUCGUCUCAAAAUGUUAGAUUUUCCCCUCAAGACGCCCGUUUCUCUCUUAAAGAUGGUAAAUACUCUCCUCAAGAUGCUAGAUUUUCAAGUCGUGACAAUUUCCGAGGUCGUGAACGUGCCAGCACGUUUAGUCAAUUCAGUAAUGUGCAAAAGCAAGAUAAUCGAUAUCCCCCAAUAUCUACUUCACCUAUUGUACCAUCCCGUCAAGGUAGCAAGCCAUACAAAGAACGUGAACGAUCAUAUACAUUCACUAGUGGACAUAAUCCGCCUGUUAGCCCUGGUAUACAGAAUAAUUCACCAAAUGGGACGUAUUUUUUUCAACCUAAUGUUAAUAAUUGGUCUAGUGGAAAAAGAGAAAGGUCAAGUACCUUCACUAACGGUGGAAAAGCUAAAGACUACAAUUAUGGUGGCAAAAAUGGCUGUUAUGAACGUCGAAAUUAUAUGAAUGGACCACCACAAAACCAUUCGCAGCAAAACUCGGGAUAUAAUAGAAAUGGCACAUCUAUUCAUGUACAAAAAUCCCAGAAUAAUAAUAAUCGACAAAACCAACAAGAGGAAGAGAAUUAUCCUCCACGUUCAACCUCUACAACUCCAACAAGUGGUCAUCGACGUUCAAAUUCACGAGAGAAAGUUGAGCUAAGGAAUGGGACUUCAGAAAUCAAUAAUGAAACGACGGUGACCUCGCCAUCCGCAACAACUGAAACUUUUUUCGAUUCUAUUGACCAAAAGGUCUCAAGUGACAUGAGAAUUCCAAGAGACCCAAAUAGCUUAGAUAAGGAAACGCAAACUCCUUCUAAUCCAGAUGGAACGGGAAUCGAGGAUGCUUUAAACAACGCAGCUGUAAAUAAGUCGGCGAAUCACCAACAGAAUCAUCACGUGUCUUUUGCAACGAAGCUCGAAGACAAUUAUUCUUACUAUCCUAAUAGGCCCUCUAGUGGCUAUCGCAGGCAAAGCUAUUCGGCUGUUUGUGAAGAUAAAUCAUCCAGAACAAGGAGUCUUACGUUUCCAGAUAUAAGGCAAAAUAUUAAGAAUCAAAAUGACUCGAAUGGUUUCUGGAAAAGUGCAACAACUGUUAAUGGAAAAAAUCCACGACCAGUUCUGAAGAAUAAUAAUCAAAGUGUAACUCCUAAACUUCCGAAUGGUAACGUUCACUUUCAAGAUUCUGAUGGAAAGAAGAAAAAAAAAAAGUCGAAGUGGACGUACUACAAAGUUAAUCUAUAA